Molecule: messenger RNA, 1689 nt
Organism: Rhinocladiella mackenziei CBS 650.93
Lineage: Eukaryota; Fungi; Ascomycota; Eurotiomycetes; Chaetothyriales; Herpotrichiellaceae
Exons: 2
Coding region: 1-1689 (562 amino acids)
Source: RefSeq, a predicted model, not a curated record
AUGUCAGGGACACAUUGUACAAACAUUAUCUGGGGUUCGGAGCUGGAAAGUCAAAAAUCGCGACGAUCUCCCCGACCUCACCGCGAACGUGACGAUCAUCCGGAUGUUGAAUAUUUUGGCGAAGGGGAAAGCUACAGGCCUGGUGGUUCAACCGGCGAGGGUCCUUACCGUCCUCCAAACCGCGAGCGACUUGCAGCGGACUCAUGGUCUGCCGACAGAAGAGAUUCACGUCGAGAUGACAGAAGAGACGAUAUAGAUUCAUACGUUCCAGCAACAAGCUCACGGGCUGCGAGACCCCGAAGUCGUUCUCCAGGUUUUCGUCGACGAUCGCGAACGCCUCCAAAUCGCGGCCGAGAAGAUUUGUUCGCAAGUAGGAGAUCACCACGACGUCGGUAUUCGCCACGCAGAUCUCCGAUCAGAAGACGAUCUAGAUCAGUGUACGGUGCCCGAUUUCGCAGCCCUCCCGAUGCCAAACGAUACCGAGACUAUUCUCCCGAGCCCUCGCGACGUUCGCCCAAGCGUGAACGUCGAAUUUCUCCCGAGCGAAACAGAUUUGACCGUCCUCGUUCACCAUCGAGACGAGGAUACACACCUGAACGCGACCUUGGAAGAGGGGGUGAAAGUUAUCGACCGAGAUCAAGGACGCCGCCCCGACGAAGACCAGCGGAAGACAAUUGGCGGAGACGGUCUCCUUCCCCAAGGAAUUCUGGACCUGCGUCGAACAAUACAUCUCGAAGAUCAUCUCCGCCUAUUCAUCCAGAUAGAGCGAGCUUGACCGGAUCGUUACCUCGGUCACCGGCGUACCUAGCCCGCACUCAGUAUGACAGGGCAGAGUCGACGACCUACCGAGACAGAUCUCCUCCGCCUGCAGAUUCGUGGAACCGCGACUUCAGUACGCCACACGACGAUACUCGUUCAAAUGGUGAAGCCUUGCAACCACCCUCUGGACCAAGUAGUUACAGAAAUGGCAACUAUGAACGUCCUCCGCCGACAGGUCCUUCACGCGGUUUUAGCCAACCCGCCCAUCAAUCACCACCCACGGGACCCGCAUCUGCCACCAUGUCCAUGUCCGCUCACAAUCGUGGCGGAGGUGCAGCUACACUAGGUGCUCCUACGAGGCCUCGUGGUGCGGCUGGUCGAUUUGACGGACCUUCUCGAGAUUUCACGAGUUCUCCGAUGCGUGGCCGUGGCAGCUUGACCUACCGAGGACCAGCACCAUACGGACCCAGAGGAGGAGGAUUUGGUCGUGGUGAUUUCGGUGCAAGCAGAGGAGACUCGGGAGGCAGUCGAGGAGAUUUUGCAGGCGGCUAUCGUGGCGGAUUCGGACGCGGUGAACCAUCGUUUCCAUUUCGUGGAAAUAGUAGCUCAAGCACGACAUACCCUCGAACGCAACGCUUUAACACUGUCCAACAACACCUCACCACGACAGAAAAGAUUGUCCCGGGCGGUAAACUUCUUCCCUCAGGACUUCCACCGGACCAAGAGAAACGGAUCAGGAUGCUCGAAGCGGAAGCCGAGCGCAUGCGGACAGAGAUUGCGGAGAAGCAGAAAAUCAAGCGCGAGGUUCUGAAUGAAUGGGAAGUUCGCGAGCGAGAAAGCGAGAGGGAGAGCUUGCGCAGUGAGCUCGCUGACGCCCAUUUGCAGCAACUGAUGGAAGGAGAAGACGGAAUUGGGCGUGCAGCGUUCUAA